UUUCCUUCACCAGUCAAGCUCGAUAGUUGUUACGAACAAGCCACUGGAAGGAAGUCUGCCAGAGACAUUCUGACAAGUGUGUACUAGUAGUGUGUGGCCAGUAUCGUCGUCUCGCAUAAGCCAAAGCCUUUGAAAUGCGCUUCUUUGUGGUUCUAGCCACCUGCCUUGCUGUAGCGUCGGCCGAUAUAGGGCUCAAGCUGCGCCAGGGAGCAGCGGCCGGUAGCAGCAGCUACGCCGGUAGCCAAGGUGCAGUGACCAUCGAUUACGCACCCACCGUCUUCGAAGACACGGUCGUCGAUGGAGCUGCAUCCGGUGCCAGUGCCGGCUCAUACGCUGGAGCCGGGUCGUACGGCGGCGCUUCCUCCGGAGCGUCCAGCAAUGCUUACGCAGGCGCUGCCAGCGGUGUACAAUACAACCAGGCGGGACUUUUUGGCGGUGCUGGUGCAUCUGCCGAUUCGUCUGCAUCGGCCGGCUCAUUCGGUGGGGCCGGUUCAUUCGCAGGAUCCAACGCUAACAGCUUCGCCAGUAGUGGCGCGUUCGGCUCUUCUUCGGCCGGUGCAUCCGCCUUUGCCCAGACCAAGACGGAGGUCCGCUAUGCCGCCCCAGUGAUCAAGAAGAACUUCUACUACCACGUAGCGCAGGACGAUACGAUCGCUGAAACCGAAACCAACACCCUCACCAUCACGCCCCGCAAGCACUACAAGGUCAUCUUCAUCAAGGCCCCGUCUGCCAGUGCCAACGCCGGUGCAUCGUCCAAGGCAGCCAGCCAAACGGAAGAGAAGACGAUCGUCUACGUGCUCGUCAACAAGCCGGCUAAGGCAAACGCCACUAGCGAGGCCGAGGCAAGCUCUUACUCCUCUGGCAAGCCGGAGGUAUACUUCGUCAAGUACCAGGGUGCUCAGGCUACCUCUAGUUCAAGCUCUAAAUCGCAAUCGGGUGGAUCGAUUGCCAUCAGCGAUGCCAAUGCUGUCGCUGGUGCAAAUGCUAUCUCUGGCGCUGGAGCCAAUGCUUACUCUGGCGCUCGUGCCAAUGCUUACUCUGGCGCUGGUGCCAAUGCUUACUCUGGCACUGGGGCUGGAUCCCGUGGUGCCGGUAUCAUCACUGGUGCAAAUUCACUCGCUAAUGCUGGUGCAUUGGCCGGAAACAGCGGAUACAACUCUGUCGGAGCUUCUGCCCAAGCUGCUGCCCAAUCCACUGCCGGAGGACUGGCAUUUACGCCCUAGUAUGGCCCGCACACAGGAAGUAAGAGAUCCCGAGGCGUCUGUGUUCAGCCUCAACGGCAGGAACGAUGCAGCAUUACUCAAGGAAAUCGAACAGUCACAUUGAAAAACCGAACAAGUACGAAUCGCACAGAUUUGACUCAAACCAGAAGUAAUGAGUCGAGCUGACGGCUUCGUGAUGUAACUAGUACCUUUCGAGUAGAGCUUUUCCCUCUACACGUAUUCCUUUGCCUCUUCCUCUUAGUCAUCGUGAUCAGGGCUUUUCCUCUCCCUUUGUACAUUAAACGUAAGCAACGUAAGAUAGGUUUAUUUUUCCCUUGAGCUCCGUCGAACGAUCUGGACGUGAGUGACAGUAACGGUUUAGUAGAAUGGAGUUUUGUGUGUACGUAUAGUGAGAAGAAGCCAGCAAUUGUAUCAUAAUAAAAGCGUAUCCACACAAACGCG
Molecule: messenger RNA, 1664 nt
Organism: Anopheles gambiae (African malaria mosquito)
Lineage: Eukaryota; Metazoa; Arthropoda; Insecta; Diptera; Culicidae
Product: fibroin heavy chain-like
Exons: 2
Coding region: 135-1223 (362 amino acids)
Source: RefSeq, a predicted model, not a curated record